AUGAGUCCAAGAAAACAUCAGCAACAGGUUGGUUCUAAAAGAUUUAGGAGAAAUAGUAUUGAUGCACCUAGGAAGAAGUUGUGCACAAGGAGAGGUGGUGGGAGGAUUGGUUCUGCAAAAACUGGGAAUAAUACUCCAACUUUAGGUACUCAAGAGAGUGUGGUUCAACAAGUUCCAGUUGCUGAUGAGGGUGAAAAUGUGAUUGGUGAAAAUGUCAUGCAAGAAGGUUAUAAUGUGGGUCAAAGUGUGGUUCAGCAAGUUCCAGUUGUAGAAGUUCCUACUGUUGUAAAAGAAGGUGUGGUGCAGGAAGAAGGUGUUGUGCAAGAAGAAGGUGUUGUGCAGGAAGUUUCAAUAAUUCAUAUUCAGGAUGGUCAUAUGAUGCAAGAAGGAGGAACUAGUCAAACAAGUGUGAUGGAAGGUAUUGAUGCAAUUUUACAAGAGGUUAACUUCACAAACAAAACAAAGUUCAGUCCACUAAAUGGUGACAAUGAGGUGGAAGAUAAUGAUGUUAUUGAGUUUACUGAGGGCAAAGAGGAUGAUAUUCUCCCAGAGAAGAUACAAGUAGGACUUGAAGACAUUGCUAAUAUGCUAGAAGCUGGUUAUAGCAUGACAGAAAUAGAAGCUAUGCCAGGGGUACAAGUGGAAUUGGAUGAUUCCCUACCAGUUGAACUGGAUGUAAAUGAUUUUAUUGAUGGUCAUCAUUCUGAUGAUGAUGUUGGUCUGGAUGGUGGAGCUGAAGGUGCUGGAGAUGAAGCUAUUGGUGAUGGUGAUGGACCUGAAGGUGAUACUGGUGGACCUGAAGGUGGUGUUGAAGAAUUGGGUGAUGAUGAGGAAAAUCAGGGUGAUGAUGAAGGAUAUGAGGUUGUCCCAUUGGUUAGGAGAACAAGGAAAACAUAUGAGAGGAUUACCAAGAUAAAGCUAAGGAAUGGUGUCUAUGACAAAGAUGGUGGUGGUUCUUCUUCUGUAAAUCCAAUUAACUUGGAGUAG
Molecule: messenger RNA, 987 nt
Organism: Lactuca virosa
Lineage: Eukaryota; Viridiplantae; Streptophyta; Magnoliopsida; Asterales; Asteraceae
Source: the annotation of a GenBank genome assembly